UAAAACUAUUUAUCGACACAAUUAAGACACGCACGUUUUAAUUAAUCUUUUUUAAUUAUCAAGAAACUUUAAACGAAUGCACUUUAACAAUUCGUGCGUAAAAUUGUAGAGGGAUCAGAUUAUAAAAAGCAAACGAGAGAAACCAUCAGCACUCUCAGCUUGGGCAGCUAACAAACUUUAGCACCAUGGGAGCAAAUCUCGAAGCGAGUGUGUUUUUGGUUAAACUUCUCCUGGUUGGUAUCACCGGAAGUGUCACUUUGCCCGAUGUGAAGUACCUCCAGUACUACCAACCCACUUUGCACAGCGCCACCAACCCAUUGGUCCACGUCCUGCCACUGGAAAAGCAGGACUACCAGGACGAAGUGAUCUACGAUGUGGACCAAGACAAGCCCCAAGACUACGACGAUUACAAAAAGUACGAAGACGACGCCGAAAAGUACUCCACAAGUGCGCGAAGAACCCAUUUCCCGAAAAAGGGCAAAAAGGAGGUCCACUACCACAAGCACAAGCACAUCCAUGAGCACGACCACAAGCAGGAGCACGUCCACAAACACCAGCAGAAGCACGAACACGAGCACAAGCAUGGGCAUAAGCAGGAGGACCAGCACAGCCACCACCACACCAGCCACCACCAACACGACCACCACGAAAAUGCCCACCACCAGCACCAAGGCCGCCACAAGCAUGCCCACCACAGCGACCACAAGCACGACCACAAGUCGGAGCACAAGCAUGGGCAUUACCACAGCGCCAAGCACGAACACAAGCAAAGCCACAAGCAUGAGCAUUCGCAUGAUGGGCAUCAUGGGCAUGACCACCACCACAGCAACAGCCAUCAUCAUUCGCACGACCAUAAGCAGGAGGACAAGCACGUGCACCACCAUUCGGCGAAGACUCAACACAACCAUCAACAUAAGCAUGGGCAUCAUGGGCAUCACGAUCACAAGCAUGGGCAUAAACAUACCCACGGACAUAAGCAUUCCAAACAUUGAUUCUGUUGUUGGUUUUAAGCAUUAAAGGUUUUAAUAAGUU
Molecule: messenger RNA, 1032 nt
Organism: Tribolium castaneum (red flour beetle)
Lineage: Eukaryota; Metazoa; Arthropoda; Insecta; Coleoptera; Tenebrionidae
Product: histidine-rich glycoprotein
Exons: 2
Coding region: 186-992 (268 amino acids)
Source: RefSeq, a predicted model, not a curated record